AUGAGGCUUCAAUAUCAGUCACACGUGAAAGAUAAGGUUAAGUUAACCAUCUUCUUUCACUUACGUUACAUUACACUUUGAGAAAACCUGUCUUCAGCGUGAGUUAUGGCGAAAGCUGGAAAUUUGGUAUCCCCAACCCAAAGGAGCUUCAACUCAAUAAUAUUCAAUCCGUGCCGCCACCCUGCAGCCAAGUUCAAAACGUUGAAGUUGCUCUCUCAGUUUCACACUUAUAAUAAUAAUGAUGCCAGGUUUACUGCUUCUACCAAAAGAAAGUAUAACUUGCACUCUCCAUUGAUUGGGAAGAACACGAGUAAGGGUGCUCGCCGUCUGAUCACAAUAUCACCGGGUGAUAGCAAAUAUCAUGGAGAUUGGACAUGUGACUAUCUCGUAUCUUUGCACGACCUACAGUUACAGGAUUUGAUUGAAGUUGAAGAUGACCCACAUAAGGAUGCACAAGUAUUCAUCAACCUCUCCAUCCAAAAGCAUGCUAGCUUUGGCUUAUCGGUGGAUGGAAGAGUCAUGACAUCCUUCACUAGAAAAUGUAGCAACUGUUUUUCUCCAUAUUGCCGACAGAUUGACACUAAAUUUAACGUAUGGGUUCUCAUGGCUAGAGAUAAACAGCUACCUGAUAUUGGCGGAGACCCUAAUGUGAUAUAUGCUAGACCGGGAUACGAAGUUGAUCUUGACUCUCUUGUCCAAGAUGCUAUUCGGCUAAACUCCUCAGUAAAAGAUACGUGCUCGGACUUGUGCGAGAAAUCUGAGUAUACAGUACAGUAUACUACUGGACAAAGCCGGGCCUCUGUUGAUAAAAGGUGGUCUAGACUAUUGGAACUAAAGAAAUCAAAUUUAUGAUUCAUGGCAUAAAAUAAGAAGUUUCAUAUAUAGAAUAAUCGUCAGUUUUGCUUACUGAUUGUAUGUAUAAUGUAUCGAUGAUCAAUAUUCUCCUUUCUGAAAUGUGUACCGUUACCCAUGAAUGCUUGGAUUAUUUUUAUUUUUUUUACAUAUGUAUGCUGCUUCUGUAGACAGUAAAUAAUAUAUGAAAAUCUCCAGCUUUUUGGAGUC
Gastrolobium bilobum is the source of this 1062-nucleotide messenger RNA. RefSeq names its product large ribosomal RNA subunit accumulation protein YCED homolog 2, chloroplastic. The coding region runs from base 106 to 852 and encodes 248 amino acids. The record is from RefSeq and is a predicted model, not a curated record. The transcript is spliced from 7 exons. Lineage: Eukaryota; Viridiplantae; Streptophyta; Magnoliopsida; Fabales; Fabaceae.